Messenger RNA from Ooceraea biroi (clonal raider ant), 2443 nucleotides. RefSeq names its product BTB/POZ domain-containing protein 1. The record is from RefSeq and is a predicted model, not a curated record. Gene Ontology annotation, molecular function: protein binding. Gene Ontology annotation, biological process: neurogenesis. Gene Ontology annotation, cellular component: P-body; cytosol. NCBI's taxonomy places the organism in Eukaryota, Metazoa, Arthropoda, Insecta, Hymenoptera, Formicidae.
GUGGUGCACCAACUCGUGUAGUAGAAUACUGUGACAAGCGCGAACUCGUCGAUCUCUUCGGAAAAUCAUCGGGACGAUCAAGAGCGAGGAGGGGGAAAGGUGGAACCUUGGUGGAAAAAUAAGCGGAAAAGGCGGUCGAGGGGAGGGCGAACCUGCCACUCCAGUCCAAGAUGGCGUAAUGUUUUGUGGUGCGACGUGCGCGUGCAGCGAUCGGACAGCGAUAACGUAUCGCCGAAAGCAACGAGCAGGUAGAUUAGGGAGUGCAUGCGGUCAGUCGAGCUCGUCGCGUCUCCCGUUCACGGGCGCGUCGACGUAAGAGUCACGUUGGCUGGACGACCGGUUUUCCCGCGCGCAAUAAGACUGCCGUCGCUUUUCCACCUCGGCAUUCCCAGACGUCCUCACUAGCUUUCCUCUUGGCCAGCGUGCGUGUUGCGCGAUCGUAUUUAUAGCGAUUUAACGCGCGGCGCUCGAAAAUAGUUAGAAAUCAGUGUGUACAGGCUUGUGCGUAAACGUGCCGCUGCACUACCAAGAUGUCUCUGCCCUGCGACUGGCAGACUGGUAAGCAGAAACUUACUGAGCGUGGCCAGUAUCUGCUUGAAUCUGGACUAUGGUCCGAUUGCAAGUUCAUCGUGGGACAGGAGCCGCAACAGCAGACUCUCAAGGGCCACAAGUUGUUUCUGGCAAUGUCCAGUCCGGUCUUCGAAGCCAUGUUCUUUGGUGGCAUGGCAGAGAAAAACGAUCCUAUACCGAUAAGGGAUGUUCAGCCCGAAGCGUUUAAAGCCCUGUUGGAGUAUAUGUACACGGAUAAAGUGGAACUGACAUCCUUCGAGUUGGCGUGCGAAUUGUGUUACUGCGCCAAGAAGUACAUGCUGCCAACCUUGGUGGAAGAGUGCACCAAGUAUCUGUGGUCCGAUCUGUCACCGAAGAAGGCAUGCAGGGCGUACGAGUUCGCCAAGCUCUUCGAGGAACCCGUGCUAAUGGAGAAAUGUUUGCAAAUCAUAUGUACAAAGACUGCCGAGGUGUUGAAAGAAUCCAGUUGGGAGGAGAUAGAGCUGGCAACGCUCCUCACGGUUCUGGACCAGGAUAAGUUGCAGAUCAAUUCAGAGAUUGAAUUAUUCAUCGCUGUGGAAAGAUGGGCCAAGGCGGAAUGUUUUAGGAAGUCUGUGGAUCCGGCGAAUGGAAAGGUCUUGAGGUCGAUUCUUGGAGAUGCGUUCUCGAAGUUGCGAUUUUUGAGUUUGACCCCGCAGGAAUUUGCAGAGGGUCCUGGUAUGUCUCCCAUGCUUUCACAAGACGAGAGUUUUGGCAUAUUAAUGAACAUAUUGUGUACUGCCAACAAAACGCCUCUUCCCGAAGGUUUUUGCACUAUUUCGAACAGUAGAGCAAAACCAGUGAAAGCUCAAUCCAGGAAUAUUGCAAAUCCUAUAUUCGGAGAUUUUUUUAGUCCGACGCAGAACUUGUACAACAAACCUCCCGGACGCACUAAUUUGGGUACGUCUUUGCGUCCGAACUUUUUGAAGGAAGGGGAGUCCAGUAACGCGUUACGGAAUAGCUCGCAAAUAACGGUGGACGACGGCAUAAACAGGGAUCCUGGAAACAUAUCCAGCUCUUCUUCUAGUGUAGUAGUGCGCGAAGCAACAAAAUAUUACUGUCUCAGAUCGAUGCUUCAACAAACGGAGUGUUUAAACACGAAUUUGCUCGAUUGCUCCGUCACGUUUAGCGUGGAUAAGAAUAUCUGCGUGGUAGGUGUACAGGUUCCCACGCAAAUCGCCGCGGGGAACAAUUGGUCUCGCAAUAUGGAACCGUUCGAUGCAUCGUACACCGAGAUCUUGUACGCCCAUCUUCUCGAUUGUGAUGGCACCAGACUGACGUACACACAUUUUACCACUAAAGCAGUUUUCGGUACCCUUGUGGAGAUUACCUUCAAUCGGCCUGUUUAUAUUCAGAAACAUAAGGUUUAUCGUGUUGGCGUGGUAUUUAACAAGGCUGGAUGGUACCCGAUAGGAGUUUGCUCCCAAAACAUGACCUGUGAUUCCGUGUUCUUCUCGUUCGGAGUCGGAAACAGUGCGCACGCGGUGCGCGACGGUCUUAUUCGAUCUAUUGUCUUUACGUACCACUAACCACCGUGACACCGGCUAACGAAGGAGGAGUCGCGUGCGUAUUUUAAAUUUGUGAUCAAAGUCUAUUCUUGUGUUUUACAUUAUAUCAUCGUUAUUAUAUCUCGUUCAUUUUUUAAUUAAUAUUGCAGCGUGAUAAAGUCUUACUUUUUGAAAAUUGAAGUUUUAAAGUUUGUACAAAUACACACACACACACACACAUGUAUUAGUAUGUAUGUAGAUCGCCAUUAUUCAUUUUGUACACAUAAGAUUUUUCAACUGAAAUAUUGGCGAUGAGCAUUAACUUUUUUCUGUACAAAAGAGAAUAAAUUGAUAUUAAUGUCUUUACC